This is a messenger RNA of Poecilia latipinna (sailfin molly), 1322 nucleotides long. It is a transcript of the gene mipol1, whose product is annotated as mirror-image polydactyly 1. The transcript has 9 exons. The record is from RefSeq and is a predicted model, not a curated record. The coding region runs from base 1 to 975 and encodes 324 amino acids. Lineage: Eukaryota; Metazoa; Chordata; Actinopteri; Cyprinodontiformes; Poeciliidae.
AUGAGCCGUUUGGUUUUGCUCAGCUCUCCUCAGAUCUCUGCCUCCAGCCCACGUCAGACUGUGACUCCAACCCGAAACAUCUCCUUCUUACUGAAGGAGCUCGACGCCAUGAGGGAACUUAACAACAAGCUUCAAGUGCAGAUGGUUCAGAAAGAGAAGGAGCUGCUGCAGAGAGAGGUGGACGAAGAGCUGAAGGAGCAGCAGCGAGAGGCCCGACACUGGGAGAGACCCAUGGAGGUGCUGGAGGAGAUGUUGGCAGCUCAAAAGGACCGAGACCAGGCUCUGAUGUCACGACUACUGCUGGCCAAUGAGGAGAGAGAUGAAGCUUUACUCCGUGCCCGCCGACUGCAGGAGGCUGCUGGGUCGGAUGAUAUCAGCCUGCAGGACGUUGACAUGGACAUCAAAGAUCUCCUUGAGCAUGUCUGCGAAGCCGACUCAGUCCAGGAAGUGAGGCAAUUCGGCUCAGCUCUAGUUCAGCGCGUACGGCUAGCACAACAGCGAAGGAGUGACAUCACUGCUCAGGAGAUGAAGGCCGUGAUCGAGGAGAGAGACAAAUCUGUAGACAAGUGUAAAUGGCUGAAGGAAGACCUGCUUCAGAACGACCAGUCAUUCAGCCAGGAGGAGCUGCUGAGGCUGCAGAAGGAGAAAGACGCAGCUCUGGACGACAAACGGAGGCUCCAGGCUCAGAUCCAGGCAUUACAAGCCGAUCACAGCUCUCAGGACCAUGCCACUCCAUCCCAGACGUCACUUCCUGCUGAGUCUUCUGCAGACCAGAAGGACUUGUCCUCCUCCCAGGUCCAGUCUCUGGUGGUGCAGCUUCAGCAGCUGUCCAGGGAGAAGGAGGACACUGCGGCUGAGCUCCAGCGCAGCCAGGCGGCUGAGCAGGAAGCCAGUGAGAGGGUUCGCAGGUUGGAGCGUUUGGUGGAAGUGUUGAGGAAGAAAGUUGGAGCAGGAAGUCUCCGUGCUGUCGUCUGAUUCAUCAGAUCCUUUUUAUGUGACCAAACUGAUGGUUUGUUUGCUUUUUUUUAUACUGUUGAAGCUUUUCUACUUUUUGUGAUUAAAACUUGGUCACAUGUGGAAGCAGCAGAAGAAAUUAAACAACACGUUUGUCUUUGUUUCCUUCACUUGUUUUGGAUGUGGAAGUGUUCUCGGCUGGAAAACUGAGCACCUUUACUUUUUAUCCCGCGUGUUUUUCUCUCCUUGACUGGAGGCAGAAAAUGAAAUAAAUGUGAUUAUGUCAUCAGAACUUGAUACUAAGAGAUGUGAGCUUUAUUACUGCCAGGUUGUUCAGUUGAUUCUAAAUAAAUUAUAAAAUACAAAAA